GGCGGGCUCAAUCCAGAGACUGUCCAAAAAGGGGAAAAAAAGCCUAUUCACAACCUCAAGUUCUUGCUAUUUAUCUCCUGAUUUGGAAGCUGGACCGUCUCCUUUGGCUACGAUGAAGCGACCUUGCGAGGACACUACCUCAGAUAGUGAUAUGGACGAGACUAUAGACGUAGGGAGCGAAAAUAAUUAUUCUGGGCCCAGUGCCAGUUCUGUGAUCCGGUCAAAUUCUCCUACUACUACAUCUCAGAUUAUGGCCAGGAAAAAAAGAAGAGGGAUUAUAGAGAAAAGGCGCCGUGAUCGUAUAAAUAACAGCUUAUCCGAACUGAGGCGACUUGUACCGACUGCCUUUGAAAAACAAGGAUCUGCCAAAUUGGAAAAAGCAGAAAUCCUGCAAAUGACAGUGGAUCAUUUGAAGAUGCUCCAGGCGACUGGCGGGAAAGGUUAUUUUGACGCUCAUGCUCUGGCCAUGGACUUCAUUAGCAUUGGGUUUCGAGAAUGUUUAACCGAAGUUGCAAGAUACCUGAGCUCUGUGGAAGGUCUGGACACGGCGGACCCUCUACGGGUUAGACUCGUCUCCCAUCUCAGCUCGUGUGCUUCUCAGAGGGAAGCGGCUGCAAUGACCUCCUCCAUGGCACAUCAUCACCAUGCUCUGCACCCUCACCAUUGGGCGGCUGCUUUCCAUCAUCUCCCCACAGCUUUAUUGCAGCAGAAUGGAUUACAUCCCUCUGACAUCUCCCCCUGCAGACUCUCCACAGCCUCCGAAGUGCCUUCCCAUGGCUCGGCUCUUCUCACCGCCACUUUCGCUCAUGCUGAUUCCACCCUUAGAGUGCCCUCGGUGGGCAGCAUCGCUCCUUGCGUCCCACCACUUUCUACCUCUCUCCUCUCACUUUCCGCCACUGUGCAUGCCGCAGCGGCGGCGGCAGCCCAGAGCUUCCCUCUAUCUUUUGCUGGAGCGUUCCCGAUGCUUCCCCCUAGUGCAGCAGCAGCAGCAGUGGCAGCUGCAACAGCAAUUAGUCCCCCUUUGUCUGUUUCGGCAGCUGCUAACUCUCAGCAACCCAGCGGUAAUGGAAACACGAAACCCUACCGGCCUUGGGGUACUGAAGUUGGAGCUUUCUAGCCUUUCCCUUCCCAAGACAUUUCUGCAGGUAGAACUGAAAGUUCUUGUGCACAGCAUAGGUGGUUAACAGCUCAAGGAGCCGGAUGGAUUCUCAAGACACAGAAGGGGAAGAGCAAGCAAAUCUGCCAUAAGAUUGGUCAGAAGGGAGGUGUGUUUUUCUACUUUGUUUGAAUCAGACCUCAUCCUGGAUGACGGUGGUCUUCAAAUGAUGUCCUGUGUGGCCAUUAAUCCUCUUGCUGUGCAUUUUUGUUUGCCAGGGAGGUGAUGGAUUAUAGCUCAGAAGGUCUUCCUGAAAGACAAACCCUGUCCAAAAUGCUUAAGUGCCUGUCCUCUUCUGAAUAGGCUGUGUAUUUAUAUGUGUCUCUUUGCAUCUUUUCUAAGCAAAACCACCAUGCAAGCAUGAAAAUGAUGCUGGAGGGAAAGAAUAGAGAUUUGGAAUCACAUAAUGGGAUCCAGAAUAGGGAUAAAAUUUCUGAAUAAACUGCACACAGUAAGGUGGUAGUGCUCUAGCAUCAGUGGGGCCCCACCAAACUCUGUGCAGGGUUGAAUUUUAAGAAUGAAAGGUUGCUGAGGUUGUAUAUACUUAAUCUCAUCUCAUUUACUUUCACUGUGCAGAUCUAUCAAAUGUUUGUAAUGUAAUCUUGAUAAAAGUGCUAAACUUUCAGUGUGGUUUAAGAAAUUAGAAGCCUCCUGGCACUUUCUGUAAAACUGUUGGUGUCAAAUUAUACUCAAGUGAGCAUAAGUUGACCAUCAAUUUUAUACCAACACAUUUUGUUAAAGUUACAGCUGAUUUGUCUGAUUCAUCUUUGCAAGCUAGAAAACAGCUUCCUUCAGACAAGAUGAAGUCCUUUUUUUUUGGUCACAGAAAGAGGUAUGAUUAAAUAGCUAUAAUACUUUACCCUUCAGUCAUACUUACCUGAAAAAAUAGGGCAAUUGUAGUCCAAGAGAUCUGCAGGGAACCAGAUUGCAACAGGCUGAGCUGUAAUAUCAGCAACAGGAACCUUUGGGUUGGUUUUUGUCACUGCCCUUUGUUUUUCUUUUUCUUUUUUUCUUUUUUGUACGGGUUCACUUCCCAACCCAGAGGAUAUAAGUUAUGUUUUUUUAACUACCCAUACAAGCAGUACUAUAAAAAUGUUUUGCUUUGUUGUUGUUAUUAUUAUUACAGCAACAUGAAAUAACAUAAGUAUUUUAAUUCAUUGACUCAAGAGCUAGAGUUAAUGUUGGGGGAGGGCAAGUUAAAAGCACAGCAUGUAUUAUGCACUUCAUUUCUCUGCUGUGUGGAGAAAGCAAUAAACAUUGAGAAUGUUAAACAUUAUACAAAUGUACUUUAAAAAUAUUUGUUUUAAAAAUACUGUUCCUAGUUGGGAGGAGGGGCAAAUUGUUCAUUAUUUUGUUAACCCUUUUUUCUAUGCAAAAGUUUUUAUGUAUCACUAAUUAAAUGAAGUCCUUUUUUGACUGA
This is a messenger RNA of Candoia aspera, 2576 nucleotides long. It is a transcript of the gene HEY2, whose product is annotated as hes related family bHLH transcription factor with YRPW motif 2. NCBI's taxonomy places the organism in Eukaryota, Metazoa, Chordata, Lepidosauria, Squamata, Candoiidae. Gene Ontology annotation, cellular component: nucleus. Gene Ontology annotation, molecular function: DNA-binding transcription factor activity, RNA polymerase II-specific; protein dimerization activity; RNA polymerase II cis-regulatory region sequence-specific DNA binding. The record is from RefSeq and is a predicted model, not a curated record. Gene Ontology annotation, biological process: regulation of transcription by RNA polymerase II; circulatory system development; Notch signaling pathway. The transcript is spliced from 5 exons. The coding region runs from base 113 to 1117 and encodes 334 amino acids.